Haliotis rufescens (red abalone) is the source of this 4954-nucleotide messenger RNA. Its product is annotated as sodium- and chloride-dependent glycine transporter 1-like. Gene Ontology annotation, cellular component: membrane. NCBI's taxonomy places the organism in Eukaryota, Metazoa, Mollusca, Gastropoda, Lepetellida, Haliotidae. Gene Ontology annotation, biological process: sodium ion transmembrane transport. Bases 2148 to 4055 code for a protein of 635 amino acids. The transcript is spliced from 16 exons. The record is from RefSeq and is a predicted model, not a curated record.
UGCCCUGUUACGUUGGGUGAGCCAGACAGUGUUGAAAAAAUGUUAUGCAAACACUAUCGGCUAGGUCGGAUAAACAUUACCAGUGUUGGCAAGUAACAGUUUUUCAUCAAGAUCAUUCAUUCUUGUCGGGAUCAUGUGAUUGAUGCGGUCGGUGAAACACACUCAUUAUACCAUGGGUUGAGGGUUUAACACUGACAGAGACAAGAAAUCUCUCUUCCGUUUGUUAUAACGAGGGAUGUAUGUCACAAGUCAGCUAAGAGCCUGAAGACGGUUGUCAAUCAGCCGGUAUCUUCUCUUUCUGGGUGGUGCUGACCAGUGGGCUCCAAUUCGUUGAAUGGCGACUUCUACGUUGGAUUGUUCUCUUUGAAAUAGCGUAACAACUUCAAAAAUGUGCGGAUAGCUCUCUUCCUGGCAAGUCUUUUGAGUUUGUGAUUCCACCCCUCGACGUUAUUGUUAGUGCGAUGCCCUUGGUUACCAAAAAGGUUCCAGAUCUCAGGUCCGAAUUGGCGUCCUUCCACCCACGUUGUCGUGACGUAGUCCAUGAAGGCUUGGGACCCGCGGGACUGUCAGCGAUGGCUUGGAGCCAGACGUCGUCGACCUUGUCCAAGGGAAGCAGAGGCAAGGCUGCGGCUCUUCUCACCAGUCGUCGCACUUCAUCAUCGUUCUUGUAGUCCGUAGCCAGACCUUCCUUCUGUACUCGACGCCAAAUGCACUUGGUGAAGUGAAAAUAACAGCCCCUGAUCAAAGUGUUGGGAAAGGCACUUGUUCGGGAGCAGACAGUACACAAGCGGGAACAUGUGGCCUUGGAAUUCAGCAGGAAGUUUAGGAAGGGUCUUGUGGCGUUGUCGGUACAGAAUGGUCUUCAGGAAUGGAAUUUCUUUAAGCAGGUCGUCUGGAACUACGUCGUGGUGGCAGCGAAGUCUGGAAAUCUCGUCUCCGUAUAUGGUUGGAAUCGGUGUUGUUUCCGUCUAAGCAUGGUGGAUGAGCUUGGACCUAAAAGAUUCCACUUCCAUCUCAUAUGGGAUAGGUUGGCGGGUAUGGUUCACCUGCAAUUAAAUAAUUGUAUUUUAACUAAUAUUAACUAUAAACAAAUACAUACAUGUGACAAAUACCUGUGGUAUCUAAAAAUAAGUAAUAAUAAUAAGUAAAAUAAAUAACUGAAUAGUUUGUUAAGCAAAGUCUUUUGAGUCUAUGCCUUUAAGAUUAUUAUCAUCAUUAUCAUAUGCAGGCAGCAACAACGCAGUUCUAAUACUUCUUCUCACGAACCGUUUUCUUACAACGAAACUUGAAGCCCUCAUAAAACAAGUGCUGACCACCACGCACGGUAUCAACCAUGGUCACUCGAACUUGUGCAUUAGCCAUUUUGGACAUAGAUAAAUAAGUUGCAAUCUUUAAAUAUACCAUCAAAUACAUACUGUAUGUAUUCUUAAGAAACGACUCUCCUCUAAACCCAUCGGUAUCAUAACCCAUAUCAACUAAGAAACUAAUUGUUUGUUCAAUUAGGAAACUGAUCAUCUCUUCUCCUGUUUAAACAUCCAACUUCCAACAUCCAAUUUUUUUACGAAACGACUCUCUAGUAAAUCUCCUCUCCUCUCCUCUGUUUGUAACAGCACGGGCGCUAAUCUAAACAACGGUAACCCGGUGGCUUAUAGCAAUUACUCAUUUCUCGCCUUCGUAGGUCAAAUACCCCAACUUGGGUUUUCGCUCGACUGAUACUAGGGAAAAUUGGAUUUUCGCUAACCCGACACGACACCUGUUUACCUGCACUAGUUGAGUGCCAAGGUUGAAGUCAUUCAUGUGUGAAAAAUGCUGUCGAGGCAUCUGUAAACGGCUGAAGAAAUGCAAAUGUAGCCUAGUUUAGACGAUGCGCUUGUUUUGUGUACAGAUGUGACGGCGACGUUGGGGAGACCUGACACACGUGAGCAUGAAUAGCCAUGUUUACCUGUACUAGUUUACUGCCAAAGUUGAACACAUUCAUGUGUGAAAAAAGCUGUCGAGGCAUCUGUACACCUUUUGUCGAAUUGCAUUAUUAAAGUACAUCAAGAUAAGACAUCAUAUUUCGUAUUUCCUUCACCGAACAGACUCUGCAUUCAUCACAGUUUGUGACGGAUUACGGAUACGAACGAACUAGCACUUGUUUUGCAGCGAUGGAUUCUGAAACCGACAAGGGAGAGAAGGGUGCUGAGGUGAUCCCCUUGUCUGAAUCGUUCGACAGAAGUGACUCCGGGGAUGACACGCCAGCGAGAGGAACAUGGGGCUCACAGAUCGACUACCUCUUGUCUGUGAUCGGGUUCUGUGUUGGCCUAGGAAACGUGUGGCGCUUUCCCUAUAUCUGCAAUAGAAAUGGCGGAGGUGCCUUCCUAAUCCCGUUCAUUGUGUGCCUGGUGCUGUGCGGCCUGCCUCUAUUCUUCCUCGAGGUGGCAAUGGGACAGUUCUCUGGCAAAAGUGCUACCCAUGUGUGGAGCGUGUGCCCCUUAAUGAAAGGUGUUGGUAUCGGGAUGCUCAUUAUAUCUGCCGGCACCGCCGUGUACUCCACCACCAUCUGCGCGUGGUCGCUGUACUACACCAUCUUCUCCUGUCGAGCCGUCCUUCCCUGGACCGACUGUGGCAACUCCUGGAACACUGACAGUUGUGUGACGAACCUGCAAGCUCUAUCGCAAGGGCUCACUGAAGUCGCCAACUUCACAUUGUUAAAUGGAACGGAUGUGAACUCAACACUAACAGUGUACAACAACACAACUGUCCCAGGCAGCAGUGGAUGGGGACCCAAUGACACCCUAGCUCACACGGCAGCAGAGGAGUUCUGGCAAUAUAAAGCCCUCAGUAUCAGCGCAGGCCUGGGGCAGCUGGGAGGCAUCAGGUGGGAGUUGGCGCUGUGUCUCCUUGCCUCCUGGGUACUCAUAUUCGGAUGCAUCGUGAAGGGUGUCAGGUCUGUCGGGAAGGCUGUCUACGUGACUGCCACGCUACCCUACGUCAUCCUCACCAUCCUGUUCGUCCGAGGCUUGACGUUACCCGGAGGAACAAAGGGCGUCCUGUUCUACAUUACUCCGGAUUUCAGCAAACUACUGGAAAUUCAGGUCUGGCUUGAGGCAUGUCUCCAGGUGUUCUAUUCGCUCGGACCCGCAUGGGGAGGUCUCGUUACCAUGGCAAGCUACAACAAGUUCAACACCAACUGUCUCAGGAAUGCCAUCAUCUGUACAUUCGUCAGCGAGGGAACAAGCCUCUUCGCAGGCCUGGUCAUCUUCUCAAUACUUGGAUUCAUGGCUCAUGAGGCUAACAUCCCCAUCAGUGAUGUGGUGUCCUCAGGGCCAGGACUUGGCUUUGUGAUUUACCCAGAAGCCCUGGCGCAACUUCCGCUUCCGCAGCUGUGGAGUUUCGUCUUCUUUAUUAUGUUGAUUCUGUUGGCCAUGGAUUCGUUGUUUUCAUUAGUUGAAACGGUGACGUCGGCCAUAUUGGAUGAGUACCCCUCUCUGCUGAAAUGGCGAGUCCCUGUUACUCUUGGAUAUUGCCUUGUGUCCUUUCUGCUGGGGCUAAUAUUCACCACUGAGGGUGGAAUGUAUAUUUUCCAAUUGGUCGACUGGUACUUUGUUGUCAUAUUCCUGAUCUUCUACGGAUUUAUCGAGUGCAUCAUUUUCGGAUGGGUAUAUGGAGUGAAUCGUGUCAGUGCAGACAUAGAACUGAUGCUCGGGAGACCGGUUCCGUUCUUCUUCAAGAUAACCUGGUGCUACAUCACACCUGCCAUGCUCCUGAUAACGUUCAUUUUCACCCUGGUCCAGUACCAGCCUCCGACCUAUGGGAGGUAUGUUUACCCCGACUACGCUGUUACCAUUGGAUGGUGCUUGGCCUCCAUCCCCGGCAUCCCAUUCGUGGUGAUGAUGUUCCACGCCAUCUACAAGGAGGAGGGGAAUCUGGUGCAGAGAUUCCAGAAGUCCUUGAAACCUGACAGCUCCUGGGGACCAUCCAAGUCGUCAUUGAGGGUGUCUUACAUGGACAAACACAACAAAGCCAACCCUCUGAAAGACACCUUCAUUUCAUCGCUGUCUUGUAGAUCAUAGAUAUACAUGGACAUGUUUUGUAGAAAACAGCUUUCUUGCAUGUGAGUUUUCUUCGAUGUGAUGUGACUGUAUGCUAGGCAUCGAUUUUGUGGUCCAGAUGUAUGUUUCUGGCCCGAUGCCGUUCAGUGUCUCCGUGGGAUAUUGUGACCAUUAUCAGUAGUCCUGUAUGUGAGUACUAAAUAUAAAUAGUAGAUGUUUCUGUACGUAAUAUGUGAUAAGUGUAGAAGUACAUGUACAUUCUUGGUCCAGUGGUUUUGCUGGGCAGCUGACAGUGAAUCUAUGGUGUAAGAAUCUACAUCGAAACAUCGCUAUAUGCAAUACACCAAUCAGAAUACACUGUUUGUUUGUAUUUGGAGAACUCACAUUACUGAAAGUAUCAUACCGUUGUUUAUUUGGCAAGGCGCUAGUUUAUUUAUCGGUAAAGGUUGCAGAAGGGUAUUGAAGUUAUAGUGCAUAAUGACAGCACUAGGCACAUCGCUCGGGAAACGCCUUGUUGAAUGUGUAUGGGUAUGUGAGUGAGGGGUGUGUGUGAGUGAGUGAGUGAGUUAGGCGUGAGUGAGUGAGUGAGGGGUGGGGUGCGUGUGUUUGGGUGGUUGGUUGCUUGCGUUGGUGUGUGGGUGGUUGAGUGAGUGAAUGAGUGAGUGAUAGCAUAAUUUUCCUUUACAUUUUUAUUGCAUGGAGACCGUUCUCACCGUCACAUGCAGGGCACGUGACAUUGUUGAACUUGUAGAAUUGAUCAGUAUUGUUGGUCAUGGCAACUGCACAUUAGUAACAUUGUAGUAUUCGGACAGUUUAUGUUGAAUAUUUUUUAACAUUGGCAGUCUUUGCUGUUUAUUUUGUAAAUGAGCCUUUUUUGCAAAUAUACUCUUCAAAAAAAGAAACUUGACACAGACGUAAAA